GGAACUGCUGAGCGGGGAGAGGUCCCUGGCUGCGCGGCCAGAGGAGUGGGGAGGUUGUGAGGCUGUGCGCGUCUACACCGCGCGCUCCUCCCCAAAGCGCACCGCCCUUUGCGCGUUUGUGCGGGCCGCAUUGGCGCCCGCGGAGCUGGGAUCAGUAGAGUCACGGCUACCAAUCCCCAAGAGCUGGGGUGGGUGGAGAUCGUGGCGAACCGAGCUCCCCCAGGCUUGGACACACUCGUGGUUAUGAAAUCAACCAGGCUCAAAGUUUUUGACAGAGAGCUGCCCAAGGCGUGAGAGCCGCGAGUGAGUGAGGUAGCGGCUGGCUUAGGGAGAAGACUGUGCGGCGCACAGAAGGUUCCAGGCAGGGUCACCCACUUUCAGGUCCUACAGGUAUGGAUCUCUGGCAGCUUCUGUUGACCUUGGCAGUGGCAGGCUCAAGUGAUGCUUUUUCUGGGAGUGAAGCACCAUCAGUGCCUGCUUGCUGCUUUCCAACCGCCGAGUCAUGGAUGAUUUUCUCAAAGGCAAAAGCCACACCAGCUAUCCUUGUCAGAGCAUCUCAGAGUCUGCAGAGAGUUCAUCCAGGCCUAGAGACAAAUUCUUCUGGAAAGCCUAAAUUCACCAAGUGCCGUUCACCUGAACUAGAGACUUUUUCAUGCCACUGGACAGAUGGGGUCCGUCACGGUUUACAGAGCCCUGGAUCCAUACAGCUGUUCUAUAUUAGAAGGAGCACUCAAGAGUGGACUCAAGAAUGGAAAGAAUGCCCUGAUUAUGUCUCUGCUGGAGAAAACAGCUGUUACUUUAAUUCAUCUUAUACCUCCAUUUGGAUACCCUACUGUAUCAAGCUGACUAGCAAUGGUGGGACUGUGGAUCAAAAGUGUUUCUCCGUUGAGGAAAUAGUGCAACCGGAUCCACCCAUUGGCCUCAACUGGACUCUACUGAAUAUCAGUUUAACGGGGAUUCAUGCAGAUAUCCAAGUGAGAUGGGAACCACCUCCCAAUGCAGAUGUUCAGAAGGGAUGGAUAGUCCUGGAGUAUGAACUGCAAUACAAAGAAGUAAAUGACACCCAGUGGAAAAUGAUGGACCCUGUAUUGUCAACAUCAGUUCCGGUGUACUCCUUGAGACUGGAUAAAGAGUAUGAAGUGCGUGUGAGAUCCAGACAACGAAACUCUGAAAAAUACGGAGAGUUCAGUGAAGUGCUGUAUGUAACACUUCCUCAGAUGAGCCCAUUUGCAUGUGAAGAAGAUUUCCGGUUUCCAUGGUUCUUAAUUAUCAUCUUUGGAAUAUUUGGGCUAACGGUGAUAUUAUUUUUACUCAUAUUUUCUAAACAGCAAAGGAUUAAGAUGCUGAUUCUACCCCCGGUUCCAGUUCCAAAGAUCAAGGGAAUUGAUCCAGAUCUCCUCAAGGAAGGAAAAUUAGAAGAGGUGAACACAAUCUUAGCCAUUCAUGACAACUAUAAACACGAAUUCUACAGUGAUGACUCUUGGGUUGAAUUUAUUGAGCUAGAUAUUGAUGACCCUGAUGAAAAGACUGAAGGAUCAGACACAGACAGACUUCUAAAUAAUGACCAUGAAAAAUCACUUACUAUCCUUGGGGCAAAGGAUGACGACUCCGGACGUACCAGCUGUUACGAACCUGACAUUCUGGAGACAGAUUUCAAUGCCAAUGACGUGUGUGAUGGUACCUCAGAGGUAGCUCAGCCACAAAGGUUAAAAGGGGAAGCAGAUCUCUUGUGCCUUGACCAGAAGAAUCAAAAUAACUCACCUUCUAAUGAUGCUGCCCCUGCUACCCAGCAGCCCAGUGUUAUCCUAGCAGAGGAAAACAAACCAAGACCACUUAUUAUCAGUGGAACUGACUCAACUCAUCAAACUGCCCAUACACAGCUCAGCAACCCAAGUUCACUGGCAAACAUCGACUUUUAUGCCCAGGUAAGCGACAUUACACCAGCAGGGAGUGUGGUCCUUUCCCCGGGCCAAAAGAAUAAGGCAGGGAUCUCCCAGUGUGACAUGCACCUAGAAGUGGUCUCACCCUGCCCAGCAAACUUCAUCAUGGACAAUGCCUACUUCUGCGAGGCAGAUGCCAAAAAGUGCAUCGCUGUGGCCCCCCACGUCGAGGUCGAAUCACGUGUAGCGCCAAGCUUUAACCAGGAAGACAUUUACAUCACCACAGAAAGCCUUACCACUACUGCUGGCAGGUCUGGGACAGCAGAAUGUGCUCCAAGUUCUGAGAUGCCUGUCCCAGACUAUACCUCCAUUCACAUAGUACAGUCUCCACAGGGCCUCGUACUCAAUGCCACAGCCCUGCCCUUGCCUGACAAAGAGUUUCUCUCAUCGUGUGGCUAUGUGAGCACAGACCAACUGAACAAAAUCAUGCCGUAGCUUUUCUUCAAUUUUCCAUGAGCUACCUGUUUAAUGGCAAAGGGUUGGCUGAGGCCUGAAUGCUUAAACCAAAACAAUGUUUAAACCUUUUGCGGGGGGGUGGGGUCAGGGUAAGGGAUAAAUGCCUUUUUCUGAAAUGUUAAAAUACGAUAUUAAAAAAAGAAGAAUCCUUAAUCAGAUAGAUAUUCCUAUUGUGAAUUGUAAAUAUUUUUAAGAAUUGUCUCAAAGACCGUGUAGUGGCAGUGAAUGUCUUGUUAUUGUGGGUGUUAAUUUUGUGCUACUAAGCAUUGAAUGGCUAUGUUUUUAAUGUAUAGUAAAUCAUGCUUUUUGAAAAAGCAAAAAAUCAGGUGGCUUUUGCAGUUCAGGAAGAUUGAAUGCACAUCAUAGCACAGGCUAAUUUUUUUAAUAAUUGGGAACUAAAAUCAUAGGUAAGAAAAUAGUUUGGAUAUGUAAAACAUUUAUUUUGACAUAAAAUGGAUAAAGAUAUUUUUAAUAACUUACACUUUAGGCAUGGCUAUUUUCUAUUACACUACACACUGUGUCCUGUAGUUAAUGCGGGCUCAUCUAAAGAAUGUAGAACUGCCAUCUAAAGCUGGUUUAAUGCUUUGGUCAAUGCACCUGAAGAAAAACAAGUUAGUUUUUUACAAGGCCCUUUUUAUACCUCCUAAAACUCUUUAAAUGAUUCUAAAAUGAUUGUAGUUACCUACAGUAUUGGAAUGUACUCAUCUGAAUUUUUAAACAAAUAUUUGUUAAUUCAGAAAACCUUAAAAUGUUUGCACAGGUCAACUUACCAUGACCCCCACUCU
Molecule: messenger RNA, 3181 nt
Organism: Phacochoerus africanus (Common warthog)
Lineage: Eukaryota; Metazoa; Chordata; Mammalia; Artiodactyla; Suidae
Gene: GHR
Product: growth hormone receptor
Exons: 11
Coding region: 393-2375 (660 amino acids)
Biological process (GO): growth hormone receptor signaling pathway; cytokine-mediated signaling pathway; positive regulation of peptidyl-tyrosine phosphorylation
Cellular component (GO): cytosol; growth hormone receptor complex; external side of plasma membrane
Molecular function (GO): peptide hormone binding; cytokine binding; growth hormone receptor activity
Source: RefSeq, a predicted model, not a curated record